This is a messenger RNA of Medicago truncatula (barrel medic), 1846 nucleotides long. Its product is annotated as myb-like protein X. The record is from RefSeq and is a predicted model, not a curated record. NCBI's taxonomy places the organism in Eukaryota, Viridiplantae, Streptophyta, Magnoliopsida, Fabales, Fabaceae. Bases 306 to 1784 code for a protein of 492 amino acids. Gene Ontology annotation, molecular function: calmodulin binding. The transcript has 2 exons.
UUUAUGGUCUUAAUUCAAUGGCCUGCAAUGCAAACACCCUCACCACUUUUUUUUUGUUUGUGCUUAAUUUGCGCAUCAUUGUUGAUAUUUUUAACCUUCCUAAAUUCCUUUAUCCAAUUUUUACCUUUCAGGUAACGUGUUUCUUUUGGUUUUCCCUCGUUCAUCAUAUAAUCUCAUCCCAUGAUUUAAAGCAACUUCAUUUGUUUUGUGCCCACAAAUUCACUCUUGCAUAAACUUGCUUUCAACAAGGUCAUUUUACAAUAAUUAAACUACGGUCGGUCUAAGACACCAAACCAGCAGCAUACAUGGCAACAAAAACAAAAGAUAGUGUGGGGAGCAAGGAGAAGAAAAGCACAUCUUCUAAAGCUCCCAUAGCAACCACAAAAAGAACCUCAAGACCAUCUAGUGCAAGUUCUGUAGAGAGGUCCACCACCCUAUCAGAGAAACAAGUUCCCAACUACCUUAAACCAACACUUAGCUCACAACCAAGAUCUCAAUCCUUCAAGAUUUCAAGAAAUGAUAAUGCUCCAAACAAACCUAAUUUGGAUAGAAGAAGAUCUUUUGACAAACCACCUUCACCUUCAAGGUUAGCAAAACAAAUUCAACAAUCUCCUUCAAGACUACAACAAAAAUCAACUGUUAGAAACACUUUCCCUUCUUCCAAACCCAUUUCAGAGAGAACAUCAUCAAAGACUCCAAAACAAGGUACUACUAAGAAGAGUAGUUCAAAGAAUCUUGCUACAAAAAGUAGUACUAAUGAAGAAACAACAGAAACAAUCAAUGUUGUUGAAACUAAGACAGAACCAAAAGUUAAAGAAGCUAUCACAAACAAUGAUAAUGCUGGGGAAGUAGAAGAAAUUGAGAAUAUUCAAGAACAUGAUCAAGUUGAAAGUGUGCAUGAGAUUAAUCAACCUCAUGAUCAAGUUGUGGAAGUAGAAAAAAUUGAGAAUAUUCAAGAACGUGAUCAAGUUGAAAAUAUACCUGAGAUUAAUCAAUCACAUCAAGCCGAGGAAGUAGAAAAAAUUGAGAAUAUUCAAGAACGCGAUCAAGUUGAUAAUGUACCUGAGAUUAAUCAAUCACAUGAAGCUGGGGAAGUAGAAAAAAUUGAGAAUAUUCUAGAACGUGAUCAAGUUGAAAAUGUACCUGAGAUUAAUCAAUCACAUCAAGUUGGGGAAGUAGAAAAAAUUGAGAAUAUUCAAGAACAUGAUCAAGUUGAAAAUGUACCUAAGAUCAAUCAAUCGCACGAUCAUGGUGACUUUGAACUUGAACAAAAUCAAGGAAAUGAUCAAAAUAUUGUACACAUUCAAUCUGAUAACGAGAAUGAGAAAGAGGUGAUUCCUAUAGUGUCAGAAGAAGUAGCAAAAGAAGAUCAAAACAAAGAUGAACAUGAAGAUAAUCAAGAUCAAAAUGAGAAUACGGAUACAAACCAAGAAGAAGGGAACAUUAAUGAGAGUGAUAAAAAAGAAAUGAAUGAUUCAACAAAUGAAGGAGAAGUUAUCGAGGCGAAAGAAAAAGUAGAAGAUCAAAAGAAUGAGGAAGAGUUGGAGAAAGAAGAAGUUAAAAGAGCAACAAAUGAAGAAAAAGAGGAAAUUGAAGAAGCUAAGGUGGAUUCACCAAAGGAAAAGGAAGAAGAAAGUGGCGUGGUGCAAGGGAAGAAAGAAUCUUCUCAAGUAUCUAAUGAUGUGAUUGAAGAAACUGCUAGCAAGUUACGAGAAGAGAGAAAGAAUAAAGUGAGAGCAUUGGCUGGUGCAUUUCAAACUGUUAUCGAUCACCAGACUAAAUGAAAUACAAAAUUUCCUUUUGGUUUUGUGUUAGGAAGUGAGAACAUGAAACUAAACAGAUCAGU